Molecule: messenger RNA, 1670 nt
Organism: Aspergillus calidoustus
Lineage: Eukaryota; Fungi; Ascomycota; Eurotiomycetes; Eurotiales; Aspergillaceae
Source: the annotation of a GenBank genome assembly
AUGGAGAGAACGACCGUCGACGACAAAACCAGCGUGGCCCUUGUGGAGAGCCUCAGCGAGGAAGCUGGCAAAGCGCCAGGUCAGGAGCCACGGAUUAUUGGAACCCUCAAGCUUGUCGAAGGCGAUGACAUUAUUUUGGUUCCUGCGCCCACGCGCGAUCCCCAAGAUCCACUGAAUCUGCCCAACUGGCGCAAGUGGCUGAUGCUUAUUAUUGUUGCUCUCUAUGGCAUGACGGGCAACUUGCUGGCCAGUGGGAUCGGAGUUCUCGUGCCCCAGCUGCGAGAGUAUUACCACGGUGACUCCCGCGUCAAUGAUCUUGUCACAUACCCUGCUCUGUUCAUGGGCAUCGGCAACCUGAUUGCCGUCCCAUUCGCCGAUGCCGUAGGUCGGCGCCCAGUCUACUUGUUGUCCAACGUUGUUCUUAUCGCCGGCGGCAUCUGGUGCAGUUACUCCACCAGCCUCGGGUCGCAUAUUGGUGGGCGCGACUUCAUGGCUCUUGCAGCGGGACAGAGCGAGGCUUUGUGUGUCAUGAUUGCAGAAGAAACCUUCUUUCUGCACCAGCGCGGCAGCCGUAUCGCGUGGUUCUGCUCUUUACAGACUCUGGGAACUGCCCUGUUCAUCAUCGCAAGCUCCUACCUGACUGAGUCCCUGGGCUGGCGGUGGUGGUAUGGCAUAUUCACCAUCAUCAGUGCUGCCACCUUCGUCCUGAGUAUUCUCUUUGUGGCGGAAACAAAGUAUGAUCGUCCUCUAGACAGUUACUUUGGAUUUGAUCCCCAGGGCAACACCGUCAGGGAAAGCGAGUUCCAUACCCGACGUCUCGACUACGACACGUAUCCUGAACGCUCCUUCUGGCGCGACCUGCGGCCCUGGGGCCAUGUCACGACCAAGUGGCACCAAGUCCCCAAAUUCUGGCUCUCCCUGGCGCAAUUGUCCCUCUUUCCCAGCGUCCUCUACUUUAUCAUUCUGAGUGGAGUGCUGCUGGGCACGUAUAUCGUCAUGACUGCCGUCUUUGCCCAAGUUCUCAUUUCGCCCCCGUACAGCUUCGACCCGCAUAAUCUCGGGUUCGUCAUGGGCGGGCAGGCAGUCGUCGCCUUUGUGGUGCAGCCCCUGGCCGGAUAUCUGAGCGACUUCAUUCUCAAGGUCUGGGCGAAGCACAACGAUGGCUUCACAGAGCCCGAAAGCCGCCUCAUCCCUGCGGUCAUCCCUCUUGCAGUCGGAAUCGCCUCCUGUGUGCUUUAUGGCCAGGCCUGUCAGUUCCCCGAGGACUGGGCAUGGCCCGGCGUCGUCGUCCCGCUCAAUGCCCUUUUCUACAGCUUCGUGAGUAUCGUCGUGCUCAGCUUUGUCUACACGAUGGACUGCUACCCGCAACGUGGACACGUUGCCAUGGUCGCUCUCUGCGCUGGUCGCGGCUUCAUCAGCUUCGGAAUCUCAUUUGGCACGACAGCCUUCUUCCACAAACUCGGCUACGAUGGCGCUUUGAACGUGUGUGCCAUUGUCAUUGGGGUUCUCUUCGGGCUCGGCAUCGUGCUGUACUUUACGGGCAAGUAUAUCCGCCGCUUCACGCAGAAGUGGGCCACAGACAAAAACUGAAUGGAACCUUUGUAGUUCCACACUGUUUGCAAAUGAUGGACAUUGAUGGAAGAUUGUCUGGCAGUCGCUGGUUCUGGAGG